Messenger RNA from Paecilomyces variotii, 1346 nucleotides. Its product is annotated as putative export control protein CHS7-like protein. NCBI's taxonomy places the organism in Eukaryota, Fungi, Ascomycota, Eurotiomycetes, Eurotiales, Thermoascaceae. Gene Ontology annotation, biological process: protein folding. Bases 307 to 1203 code for a protein of 298 amino acids. Gene Ontology annotation, cellular component: endoplasmic reticulum membrane. The transcript is spliced from 8 exons. The record is from RefSeq and is a predicted model, not a curated record.
UGCUAAAGUUGGAAUUGGCUUGUUCGGACUGUCGUGGUCGCCGUUCGUUUCUUUCAACGUCGACCAGCGUCGGCCGUCGUCUCUGGACCCCCUCAGGCCUUCAUCCCAAACGUCCAAUUCCCUCAGCGCUGCGCAAAGUCGCUCUUUCGCGUCAUUCGUUUCCUAGAACCUCUCGUGCGAUAAGAGGUCCUGAACUAGUAGCACUGGAGCGGAUCAAAGGAGAGCGGCGACCGCCCAUCAUCUACGGACAUCGCGACCACAAUAUAUCAUCGCCGGAGUUAAUAGUCUUUCUUUACAAUAAUAAUCAUGGGUUCGACCCAAUUCGGCAAUUUCCAUGACUUUUGUCGGGAUUCUACGUUACCAAUAUGCAAUAUAUUUGUUGCGAAUAAUCAACCGCCUAACCGUGCAUAUGGUGGCUGUGCUCUGACGGGAAUCGAUCUCAGCGGAGGUCGCUAUCUGGGUAAUCUGGGGUCAAUUAUUCUGGCAUUCAUCUCGAUACUAGCCUCCAUCUUUCUAUUAUGGCGAUCAGAGCGGAAAAAGGCAGCGGUGGGCAGAAGGGAAAUGCAAAUAUUUUUAAUCGGCUACAUAGUAAUUGAGAUUUGUGAGAUCUUCACGGUGGGAGCUUUUCCACUUGAUUCUGCUGUCCGAAAGGGCUUCACCGCGGUUCACGUGGCAGCGAUCACAGCAACGUGCUGGAUUCUUCUGCUUAACGCCUUGGUCGGCUUCCAAUUCCUUGAUGAUGGUACACCGGCUUCUAUCGGUUUAUUCCUAGCUUCAGCCGGCGUUCUCUUCAUCGGCACCGGUUACAUUACGCUUGAUACUGCCUUCAGCUGGACAGGUCAUUUUGAUUCGAGUUACCAUGGACAUAACCGCAAUAUCGCGCUUUACGUGCUCUAUCAGUUAUUCCCGCUGGUUUGCCUCGUGUUCUUCUAUGUUCUCGAGUCUGUACUUGUUCUCCGAGUCCUUGGGGAGACUAAGCCUAUGAUAUACCUAUCUCUCGCUGGUCUCCUAUUUGCCAUCGGCCAAAUCUUCGAAUACGUGAUCAGCACUCAUCUCUGUCAGGCAUCUCACGGGAAAAUUAAUGGUGCAUUGUUCGAGACUUUCUUCACGUUACUUGGCGUCGUGACUGUCUGGAUCUUCUGGAGCAGUAUCACGGAAGACGACUGGCCGAUGCCUAUCACCGCUGGGGGCGGAUACACCUGAUCGAGCCAACCCACGUAGAGGGAGGAAGCGAUCAGGUUAAUAUUUUGAUUGGGGGAGAAAAUCGAUACCAUAUUCUGCCCGGGUUUGCGUUGUUUUUGAUUUUUGGCUUUUAUUCAGCAAGUUUCGAUUCUGCCGGCUUUCUG